CGCAGGCGCCGCCCCGCGGUGACGCGCUCGGUGACGGGGCGGCGCUCGCAGUUGUGCCGCUGCCGCCGCGCAGAGCAGCCGCCGGGCCCGAGGCCGAGCCGCCGCCAUGCCCUCGGAGAAGAGCUUCAAGCAGCGCCGCACCUUCGAGCAAAGAGUGGAAGAUGUACGACUGAUUCGAGAUCAGCAUCCAACUAAAAUACCAGUGAUCAUUGAAAGGUACAAGGGGGAGAAGCAGCUUCCAGUUUUGGAUAAGACCAAGUUUCUGGUGCCAGAUCAUGUCAACAUGAGUGAGCUGAUCAAAAUUAUCAGGCGACGUCUGCAGCUGAACUCCAACCAGGCCUUCUUCCUCCUGGUGAACGGACACAGCAUGGUGAGCGUUUCCACGCCCAUAUCCGAGGUGUACGAGAGCGAGAAGGAUGAGGAUGGGUUCCUGUACAUGGUGUACGCCUCUCAGGAGACUUUUGGAGUGCAAUCUUCUGUCUAAGACGCAAGCGGCUGCUAGCCUAGGAUUUUGGUUUACCCUUGGCCAUCACCCCCACUCUUCCCCACACACCCCAGGGAAAGAAACGGAUGUCACCUGUGCUCUCGGUCCCUUAGCAUAGUCUUGCUUUAGCAGGUGUCUCAUCUUACCUUGCCUUGUUUGUGACUAUUAACAGUACAGACGAGCACCUCCAGCUUUGAAACCUGCUGUAAUAUCCCACACAGGCACAUUUUCAUUUCUGAACUUUAUGAAUGGAACCCAAUUGUGCAUGUGAUGAUUGCAAAUAAAGGGACACUCGAUUGACUUUUAACAAGCGAACAGGCACCCAGGAGGAGCUAAUGUGUUUCGUGUGACAGUUUUCUGGAAAAUCUCCCUAGGAUUCCUUAAAGCCUCUUUUUUUCUUUUUUUUUUUUUGUAAUGGGAAGGCUUCUUGUGAGAGCAAAUACGUUUUCAUGUUCCAAAGCAGAGCUUUGUCUUCUGCAGCUCGACGAGACUCGUGUCAGCACUGCAGUGAGUUAAGGCGAGUGCUUGGGGUGAGCUGGGGGAAUACAACUCUUUUUGUCUCUGGUUUUUGUGGCACUGCAAACUUAGGAAUAGUGCCAGUUUCUGAAAUACUCGUACCAAACACCACAGCUUUAUUGUAGUUUUAGGAAGUGUUUAACUGUAAAAUAAACACCUGGACAGGUACCAUCGAAAUAAACUCCCAUCUGUUAUGAAUUUCCAGUGCGUGCGUGAUCAGUGAAACACUGCUGUUCAUAUGAGCUCCCUUCCAAAAGAUCAUUCCCCCCUUGCCGUUCUCUUGCCUGGCAGGGCCUGCUGGGAGCAGGGAGUGGAGGGACCCGCUGGGGACACGCAGGGCUGUUGGGAUGCAGCCGGCUGCGGAGCGGGCCGGUGCCGUCUGACACGAGCAGUGCCCGUAGCACUGGCGCGCUUGGGAGCACCAGUGUCCUCACUGUCUCCGGCCGCUCAGCAGGGCGGGUGCCUUCAAAGUCCUCCAAUAUGAGCAGGCGAACGGCUUUGUUUUCCAAACAUUGUGCUUGGACACGCCACUGGAAUUACUGACCCAUACUGCCCAACCAGUCUGUCGCUUGUGCACGUUAUCAGCGAGGGGGUCAGGGAGAAUGGCUUUUAGAAGCAGCUCACGUCCAGGAGCUGCUGCCAAGAGUUGACGAACAAAUGAUUAUUUUUUUUUUCCAUCACUGAAGUCUUCUGCCACUUGCGUGGGGUUUGGAAGCAGGGAGGCAGCCUGUGCAGAGGAAGGGUAUCUCGUAGGACCUGUUUUUCUCCUCUAGAGUUGUUGUCAAGUGAAGUGUAGCAGGAUGAGAUUACUCUUGUAUAGUACGUGUCUGUGAACUAACGGCAUCUGUUACUGGAAGCUAACUUACUGCAGCGGGGAAAAGAAGCAAUACCACUGCGUCGUGGCACUCUAGCUCAAUAAGGUGUACAGUUUGUACCUACCGACACCUCUUUGCAUGCAUCUCCUUCACAAUGCUUACUUCAGACUUUUUUAUCGUUCUUUGUGUUUUUACUCCAAGGUAAACUUUUACAUGCGGCUUGUUCUGUGUUUAGUUUUGUUCGUGUAAGAAAUUGUUUAACUCUAACUGACCACCAUACUUGUAAUUACGACGUGAUUGACUGAUAUUCCUGUACAAAUGUUGCUUUUUUAAAAUUAAUACAGUGCUGAUAUGGAUGGAUUACAUCCCAACUUAA
Messenger RNA from Cuculus canorus (common cuckoo), 2191 nucleotides. It is a transcript of the gene MAP1LC3B, whose product is annotated as microtubule associated protein 1 light chain 3 beta. Lineage: Eukaryota; Metazoa; Chordata; Aves; Cuculiformes; Cuculidae. The coding region runs from base 107 to 484 and encodes 125 amino acids. Gene Ontology annotation, cellular component: autophagosome; cytosol; autophagosome membrane. The transcript has 4 exons. The record is from RefSeq and is a predicted model, not a curated record. Gene Ontology annotation, molecular function: ubiquitin protein ligase binding. Gene Ontology annotation, biological process: cellular response to nitrogen starvation; autophagy of mitochondrion; macroautophagy.